This is a messenger RNA of Harmonia axyridis, 970 nucleotides long. RefSeq names its product protein unc-13 homolog C-like. The transcript is spliced from 2 exons. Bases 139 to 663 code for a protein of 174 amino acids. Lineage: Eukaryota; Metazoa; Arthropoda; Insecta; Coleoptera; Coccinellidae. The record is from RefSeq and is a predicted model, not a curated record.
GCAUAUGGCGCGUGGCGAGUAGUCCUGUUUAUUUAUGCUCCGUACCUUAUAAAGUUUUCGAGAAGUAUAUAAAAUAAACUAAGUCAAGAAAAUUUAGAAAUAAGUUAUAUUGCUGGCUAUUAUUAUUAAUUGAUCAGAAUGGGCCCAAAAAUCACCAAUGAAAUAAAAACAUCCAUGAAAGAAACAUUAAAGGAAAUCGUAAGUGACGACGAAUUUAUCGAUAAAUUAUUAUCGAAGUUCACAGAUAAGAUCCACACCUUGCAAGAAACCAUAAAUAAACAAGAAACAUUAAUUCAACAGCUGGAAAAUCGAAUCGAUCAGUUACAACAGGUCAGUAAGAUGAAUAAUAUUUGCAUAUACAAUUUAGAUGAGGAGAUUGAAGAAAAAACAUCGGAGCAAGUAAUUAAUCUACUCAAUAAUAGGAUGAAAAUUAACAUUAAGAAGGAAGACAUAAUCAAGGCGCAGAGAGUUGGCGUGAAAAAUGAUAAAACUAGACCAAUUAUUGUGAAGUUUGAGAAAUACCAGCAUAAAGCCAUGGUUUUAAAAAAUUGCAAAUUACUGAGAGGAACAAAGAUUGGAAUAGCUGAGGACUUGCUAAGAAAAAAAAUUCAUCUUUAUAAAGAAGUCACCAAGAUGUAUGAUAGAAAGUACGGAGUCGCUUGAUUUGAUUGGAUUUAAUUGCAUAUUAAUCAUUUACAUUUAUGUCACUGGACUAUUUUAAUGGAGUGGAUGGGUAUGGUAGUCUGGACACAGAGAUCUUUGAUGGGAUUCAGAAGGUAAAUUAUUUUUCUGAACAAGAGAAUUUCAAUAUAUUGCACUUUAAUAUUCGUAGUAUACGUAAAAACUUCGAUGAGUUAAUUUUAUAUUUGGAACAAAUAGAAUUAAAUAAUAUUGAUAUUCUUGUACUAUCUGAAACCUUUAGAGUGGAUAACUUAGAUCAUUUUAAAAUUAGAGGCUUUAACAGUUUUUA